This is a messenger RNA of Panthera uncia (snow leopard), 4369 nucleotides long. RefSeq names its product cobalamin binding intrinsic factor (gene CBLIF). Gene Ontology annotation, biological process: cobalamin transport. The coding region runs from base 2552 to 3805 and encodes 417 amino acids. Lineage: Eukaryota; Metazoa; Chordata; Mammalia; Carnivora; Felidae. The transcript is spliced from 10 exons. Gene Ontology annotation, molecular function: cobalamin binding. The record is from RefSeq and is a predicted model, not a curated record.
AGACCACUGCAAGAAGAAGGAAGGGAAAAGAGACUAGACCAGUGUCUAAGCUGAGCUCUACUCAAGGUUCUACUGCUAACUGUGUGGGUGACCUUGGGCAACAGGUCAAGGUCUCUCAACAAGGCCACAAUCCAAAUGUUGGCUGAGGCAUUGUCUUCAAGCUCAACUGGGGAAGGAUCUGCUUUCAAGUUUAUUCACACGGUUGUUGACAGGAUUCUGCCCGCCCUGGCUGUUGACUGGAGGCUGCUCCCAGUUCUUUGCCAUAAGGGCUUCCCAAUCAGACAGGUCGUAACAUGGCAGCCGGUUUUCUCAGAGCAAGGAGCAAGAAGAGCCAGAGAGAGACGGCAAAAGCAAGAGGGAAGACAGUCUUUGCCACCUCAUCUUAUAACUUUUGCUGUAUUAUAUUCAUUUGAGGUGAGGCCAGCCCACACUCUGGAGAAGGGGAUAUCUAUCACAAGGGCGUGAACCAGGAGGUGGGAACAUGGGGCCAUGUUAGAAGCUGUCUAAUGCACCCCAAUAUGUGUCCUGUGCUCUCAUCACAAAACCACCAACACUAGCCAAGAAUGAAAACCAAUGCUUUGCAACCCAGGUCUUAUAUCUGUUCAUGAAUUUGCUCAUUCAGGAAGUCUUUAUUCUGUUCCUACUGUGAACCAGGUAGGAACCCAAGGGCUGGAGAUAGAACAGUGAAAAGGAGACAAAGACCCUUUUGCCUGAGAGCAAACAUCUAGUGGAAAAGGAGACAGGAAACGAACCACGUGCAUAGUGUGACGGAGGGUGAGGAGUCAGGGGCACAGUGGGUGUCUUUGGGGGUGAGGCUGUCUCAUACAUGAGACAGAAGGUCUGGGUGAAAGCUGGCCUUUGAGCAAAGACGUGAAGGACGUGUGGGAGCCACCAUGAGAAUAUUUGGAGAAGGAGCGUCCUUGACAACGGAGACAGCAAGUGCCAAGGUGGGUGAUGGAUUCAGGGAACAAGGGGUUCAGUGCGGCUGGAGCAGAGGGAGCAAGGGAAGAAAGCAGUUGGAGGUGAGGCCCAACAGGCAACCAGGAGCCAGAUCUUACAGGGCCUUGUAGGUCCUUAAGAGGAUUUUGAAUUUUAUUCCAAGAUGGGAGCCACUGAGGAACGUCCCCCUAAAAAAAAGCCACCUAACAUCUAGUAGUUACAAAAAAAAUUAUCCCCCUCCUUUGUAAUCUCAAGAUAUUAUUUCUGUUGUAUGUUAUAGGGAGGUAUUGCUUUAAUAUAGCUGUAUUUCUGAUACUUAUAUAUCAGAAUAAUAUAUAUACUAAUUAUAUAUAUACUAAUACUUAUAGCAUUACUAAUACUUAUAGUACACUAAUAAUUCAUAUUUGUACCUCAUUGAUCCCACAUUGUCUAAGUAUUUUUUUAAGUUUAUUUAUUUAUUUUUGAAAGAGAGAGAGCACAGGCAUGAGCGGGGGAGGAGCAGAGAGAGAGGGAGAGAGAAACAAUCCCAAGCAGGCCCCACAACGUCAGCACUGAGCCCGAUGUGGGGCUUGAACUCACGAACCAUGAUAUCAUGACCUGAGCUGAAAUCAAAAGUUAGAUGCUUAACUGACUAAGCCACCCAGGCGCCCCCCCCCCCCCAACCCCGCCAACUUUCUAAUUCUUACUUUAAAAGAUAAUACCUGAAAGCCUUGGGUGUUUGAAACUGCUUUGUCCCCAGAUAAGGAAAAAGAAAUCAAAUAAAACAAUUUCUGGGAAACUCAGGUCCAUUGCUUGCCUGAAGUCAAACAGCCUCCAAGAGCCAAGGCUGGGACCCAGGUCACAGUGACUUAUUAACCGCACAAAACCCGCCUCCACCUAGCAGACCCUCCCCCGACUGCAUGAAAGGGUAUGUUGUAAAGCAUGCCCCUUGAACCAUAAGUAAGGCAGUGCCUUAGGAACUGCCUGGCCCUCGGGGAAGUGGUUGCUGAUGAACAGCCACACUGGGUGGCUCAGUGGGUUGAGCCCACUUCGGCUCAGGUCAUGAUUUCAUAGUUCAUGAGUUCAAACCCUGCAUUGGACUCGCUGUGUCGGUGUGGAGCCUGUAUCAGAUCCUCUGUCCCCCUCUCCCUCUGCCCCUCCCCUGCUGGCUCUUUUUCUCUCUCUCUCUCUCUAAAAUAAACAUUAAAAAAAAAAAAAAAAGCCAGCCAGGAGGUGGUCUGAGCAGGUGUCUGAAGUCCCAGGAGGAAGGCCCGUUUAUACUCGCUCACUCACCAGCCAAGCUCCUGAUCUAAUGGCCCAGGAUCGUGGGAAAGGGCACUUGGACAUCACUGCCUUCACUGCACCCCCAGCCCCAAGCGUCUCAUACUGGCGGUGCCAGCUAGAAAUCACCUUCACACACCUUGCAGGGUCUAGACUAGUUAGAUAAGCGUUUGGAAAUUAGUUCCCUCAGGGAGAGACAGGUCAGCAAAAGUGGUUAGGAGUGGCUGGGAGGGAGGGGAGGGCCGACUGGUUUACAAAGAGAAGCAUAUAUAAGAGAAAUGAGAGAAACACUCCACUUUCAAACACUAGGAUUUGGGCCCGGGACCCAUAGACAGGACAAGAAGAGAGUGGGAUGGCCUGGUACAUCCUCUACCUCCUGAACCUUCUCUGGGCUGUGGCUGGGACCAGCACCCAAACCCAGGGCUCAUGUUCUGUCCCCCCAGCACAGCAGCCCUUGGUUAAUGGCAUACAAGUGCUCAUGGAGAACUCUGUGACCAGCUCAGCCUUCCCAAACCCCAGCAUCCUGAUCGCCAUGAAUCUAGCCGGAGCCUACAAUGUGGAGGCCCAGAAGCUCCUGACUUACAAGCUCAUGGCCAAUGACAUAGCCGACCUGACCAUUGGCCAGCUCGCCCUUACUGUCAUGGCCCUCACCUCCUCCUGCCGAGACCCUGGGAAUAAAGUUUCGAUUCUACACAGACAAAUGGAAAACUGGGCUCCUUCAAGCCCCAAUGCUCAGUCUUCGACCUUCUACGGGCCCAGUCUGGCAGUCCUGGCACUGUGCCAGAAGAACCCUGAGACAACCUUACCCAUAGCAGUCCGCUUUGCCAAGAUCCUGCUGGCCAAUUCCUCCCCCUUCAACAUGGACACGGGAGCAAUGGUGACCUUGGCUCUGACUUGUAUGUACAACAAGAUCCCAGUAGGUUCAGAGGAAGGUUACAGAAGUCUGUUUGGUCAGGUACUAGAGGACGUCGCAGAGAAUAUUAGCAUGAGGAUCAAAGACAAUGGCAUCAUUGGAGACAUCUACAGUACUGGCCUUGCCAUGCAGGCUCUCUCCGUGACACCUAAGCACCCUCCCAAGAAGUGGAACUGCAAGAAGACCAUGGACACAAUACUUAAGGAGAUUGAGCUGGGGAAAUUCCACAAUCCCAUGUCCAUUGCCCAAAUCCUCCCUUCCCUGAAAGGCAAGACAUACCUAGAUGUGCCCCAUGUGUCAUGUAUCCCUGGUCAUGAAGGGCAACCAACCCUCCCCAACCAAACCAACCCUGCUCCCACCUCAGCAUCCAACAUCACCGUCAUAUACACCAUCAAUAACCAGCUGAGGGGGGUGGAGCUGCACUUCAAUGAGACCAUCAAUGUCAGUGUGAAAGCUGGAUCGGUGCUACUUGUUGUCCUAGAGGAAGCCCAGCGCAGAAGCUCCAUGUUCAAAUUUGAAACCACAAUGACAUCUUGGGGCCUUGUUGUCUCCUCCAUCAAUAAUAUUGCUGAAAAUGUUCAUCAUAGGACCUACUGGCAAUUCCUUAGUGGCAAAACACCUUUGGAUGAAGGCGUUGCUGACUACAUACCCUUCAACCAUGAGCACAUCACAGCCAAUUUCACACGGUACUAAGGACGAAGUGGCUUCAGGUUCUCUCAAACACCUUCAAAGGAUGAUGGAAUUUUUGUUCAUUUCAUUUCAAAUCUACACCAAAAGGUGGAAAUCUACAAUGCUCCCAUAUUCCUGGUAAAAAAAACAUGGAAAACACUGUGUAGAAUAAAUGAUUCAAACUUCCCUAGAGUCUCAACAUCUGUGACCCGUGAAAAAACGUCCAGCUUCUCAAGGCACUGACUGCCAGUCAUAAUUUAAACCUAGGGUAAGAGGAGAAGAGAGAGCCCAGUUGAUAUUUUUAGAGUUCAUUCUGAUCUUGGUUAAUUAACCAACACAUUCCUUUAUUUCUACAAAUGAAAUGAUAUAUUUUUUAAAUCUCCUAUUUUUUUUUUCUUAUACCAAGUUCUACUUUUCAAAUCACUUAGUGAAAUGGCCAAAAUUAUUUCAUAUGAGUCUCCCAUACAACUAAGUAAAUGAUGAUGUACUUCUCCCCUUCCAUUCCUAAUAUUGAUUCUUGGCAAAAUUAAGUUAAAAAUGUAUAUUUUUAUAUAAUAUAUAUAUAAAUACAUAUUUAAUAUAUAAUUU